UGUGUCAAUUAUAACCUUAUUUUUUAUUUAUUUAAAUCCAGAUUCAAAUCAAGUUUUUAUUAUUAAAAUAACGUAAAUGGAAGAAAUAUGUAGAUCAUGUUUAAAGCAAACACCAAAAAAAUAUACUCUAACCGGGAAAUUAAUAAACUUGGAAGUGACUAUAGCAGACAUGUUAGAAUAUUGUACAUCAAAUAAGCUUGAUCUAAGUAAUGAAUUGCCGAGACACAUUUGUACGUUUUGCUUCACGACUAUCCGAAUGGCAUAUGAAUUCUUUAAACAAUUUAGCGACAGUCAAAAUAAAUUGUAUUUGUUGAAAUCUAAUAAAAAGGCAUCCAAUCAAGUUAAAAAAUUAAUGAAUUUUCAUGGUUAUGCAGAAAUAAACACAUGUGACCAGUUAGUUAAUGUAGAUGAAACAGAAAAUCAAAGCCAAAAGUAUGCAAAUAUGGAUAAUCAAAGUGAAUUUGAAAAGGGAAGUGAAUAUGAAACUGUAGUGGAAAAAGUAAAUAUAAAUGAGAUAGAAGUUGAUACUGUAGGUGAAAUACAAAAUAGGAAAGAAAAUGUAAGUUUACAAACAUAUAUUUGUGAUAGUGAUUUUAUUGACAUAGAAAAUAAUUCAAACAAUAAAAUAGGGACUACAGAAGAGACAUUUAUAGAUGAAGAAGCUCAGACUGUGGAUAGAGAGUAUGAAGUAGAACAAGAAGACUGUGUAGACAUUUUGGAAACUGAUAUUGAAAAUAGUGAUUUAUAUGAAGAAUGUGAAUUAAAUCCAAGUUUAGAGGCUCAAUCAUCAGAUGUAGAAUUCUCUGUUAUAAUAAAAAACCAUGAAAAUAAAAACGAAAAGUUAUAUCCAUUUAUUUGUCCGAUUUGUACUUUAAAGUUUUCACGUGUUGAUAUGUUCAUAAAACAUGUUUUACAUCAUAAACAGAAAAUAAUAAUUUGUUCUCGUUGUGAAGCUAAACCAGAAUAUGAACUGGAAGAAUAUAUUGAACAUUAUAAAGAGUUUCAUAAAUUACAGUGUGAAAUAUGCAACAAAAAAAUGACCUCAUAUUUUGGAUAUUCUUACCACAUGAAACAACAUAUUAAUAAUAGUUGUUACAAAUGCCCUAUUAAAGACUGUCAAAGAUCUUUUGUUUUGAGGGCUCUUCUAAGAAAACAUGUUAAAAAUCAUUAUGAGCCUCAAGUUUUUAAAUGUGAUCUAUGCCCAUCUAAAUUUAAUAACAGAGAUACAUUGAGGUACCAUGUUAAAAAGCAUUUAAAUAAAAAAGAUCAUCUUUGUACAAUAUGUGGUAGGACCUUUUAUUUAGCCGGGCACCUCACUCAUCACAUGAACAGUCAUCUUGGCAACAAAAGAUAUGCCUGUGGUAUAUGUGAAAAGAAAUUUAUCACCAGCACAUGUUUAAAGAGACAUGUUGCAAUUUGUUCAAAGAAACAUAGUUUUGCAGUUACAGAUUAUGGAAUGGAAGAAGUGGUAGAAAAUGAUUAACUAGUAGGUUUAUUGAGUAAGAAAUAAUUUAUUAUUAAGAAUAUUAUGUACAUUUUAAUAAAACUGUUUCUCCUUUUUCCUUUAAGUAUAUGAGCAAUUGUGCUUGUUCAUUGGGUUGAGUGGUCCCUCUUUUUUUCUUUCCAAUAUUCUAAUUGUAUUUUAAAUUGAUG
This is a messenger RNA of Diabrotica balteata, 1653 nucleotides long. The record is from the annotation of a GenBank genome assembly. NCBI's taxonomy places the organism in Eukaryota, Metazoa, Arthropoda, Insecta, Coleoptera, Chrysomelidae.